Messenger RNA from Striga hermonthica, 1239 nucleotides. Lineage: Eukaryota; Viridiplantae; Streptophyta; Magnoliopsida; Lamiales; Orobanchaceae. The record is from the annotation of a GenBank genome assembly.
AUGGGAAACGAGGGAGGAAUCGAAUGGUUUGCACAAAAUACGGGCUUCAUGUUCGAAAUUGCGCCCAUUUUCAAAGCUAUGUUAGUUUUCAUCGAGCAUAGGUUUUACGGGAAGUCAAUACCUUACGGAGGGAGUGAAAAGAUAGCGUAUUCGAAUUCCACGACACUCGGUUACUUGAGCUCGACACAAGCGCUUGCGGAUUACGCGACUUUGAUUCUCGAUCUUAAGAAGAAUCUUACGGCCGAAAAAUGUCCUGUUGUAGUCUUUGGAGGUUCUUAUGGCGGAAUGUUGGCUGCAUGGUUCAGAUUGAAGUAUUCUCAUGUGGCUAUAGGGGCUUUAGCAUCCUCAGCUCCUAUUCUAAAUUUCGACAACAUUACUUCGCCGUAUAGUUUCAACGAUGUCAUCACCAAAGAUUUUCGGAGUGAGAGUCUGAAUUGUUACCAAGUGAUCAAAAGAUCGUGGCAAGAAAUCAAAGAAACCGCAGAGAAACCAAAAGGACUAGAAAUUCUCAGGAAGUCAUUCAGAAUAUGCAAGAAUUAUAUAAGUGAAGCAUCUCUAGAAAAUUGGCUAUAUACAGCUUACACUUAUACAGCCAUGACAGAUUAUCCAACUUCUAGCAAUUUCCUCAAUCCCCUGCCAGCAUAUCCAGUCAAGCAGAUGUGCAAGGCAAUCGAUGAUGUAAAGACCGGGAACAGCACAUUCGAGAAAAUAUAUCGUGCAGCUAGCGUCUACUACAACUACACUGGUCAAGCCAAGUGUUUUAACCUCAACAGCAAUUCAGGUCAACUCGGGGUCAAUGGAUGGUCAUGGCAGGCCUGUACAGAGAUGAUUUUACUAACAGAAGGCUACUCAGAGGACAGCAUUUUCCCAGCCUAUAAUUACACCUACAAUGAUCAGUUAGAAGACUGCAACUAUAGCUUCAAUAUAGUGCCCAGGCCCACCUGGAUUCCCACCGAGUUUGGAGCCCAUAAUAUAUAUAGAGUACUAAAGCGUUUUGGAAGCAACAUAAUGUUCUUUAAUGGGCUGAGGGACCCAUGGAGUCCUGGAGGGGUGCUAAAAAAUAUAUCAGAAAGUAUAGUUGCAAUUGUGGCGAAAGAUGGUGCACAUCACGUGGAUCUUAGAUUCUCAACAAGGGAAGAUCCAAAGUGGCUUCGAGAUGUGAGAAAACAAGAAGUGCAAAUCAUAUCACAAUGGCUCACUCAAUAUUCUCAUGAUUUGAAUGAUUCUCCCAGCUCGUAA